Molecule: messenger RNA, 7806 nt
Organism: Myxocyprinus asiaticus (Chinese sucker)
Lineage: Eukaryota; Metazoa; Chordata; Actinopteri; Cypriniformes; Catostomidae
Product: nebulette-like
Exons: 59
Coding region: 131-6427 (2098 amino acids)
Biological process (GO): cardiac muscle thin filament assembly
Cellular component (GO): Z disc
Molecular function (GO): actin filament binding
Source: RefSeq, a predicted model, not a curated record
GAUAAAGAGCCUCUGACGAACAGAAACUCCUCAGAAACCCUGAACUGUGGCUGCAGUCAGCCGUGAGUCUCGUGCUGCAUUCUCAGUGUGUUUAUGAGUUUGUAUCGUUGUUGUUUGUUGUGUUUUAAUCAUGUCUGACGCUGAAGAGUUCACUCGGACUGAUCUGGACGUGAGAGUCGAUUCAGAGGAUUCUCCAGAACCCGUCAGGGCCGAUCCAGACCCAUGCCAUGAGCCGAGAUCACUGACCAGUGACAAUCACAGCGGAGAGGAAUCAGAGAUGAGCUUAUGUGUGGCGUUCACACAAAACACGUCUGCUCCCACUGUGUCUGAAUCUCACAUGGAGCUGGAGUCGACAGAGAAUCAAAGUGCCACAGAUGUCACAGACACUCACACUGAGGAUCAGAAUGAAGAUGGUCUGAUGAAGGAAUCAAACUUCAUCUCAUCUGAUCCAGUAAACACAGUCACAGACAGGCAGUGUGUGUCUGAUGUUCCCAGUGAGAAUGAUGUUGGAGGAGAGAUUCCCACAGUGUCUCAGACAGAGACUAAAACCAGCAGACAGAAGGUUCUGAAGAAUUUACACAUGUGUGUUCCUGAAACAUUAGAAAUUCUACAAGCUAAAGAUGUCUCACAACUCUACAGUGAGAUACAGUACAGAGAGGAGGGCAGGAGAGAUCUGUGCAUGAAUUUAUAUUCACUGAUGCCAGAAACACAAGAGACUCAGUUUGCUAAAGAGAUCUCACAGCUACAAAGUCAGAUAAAGUAUAAAUCUGAUGGGAUGAAGAAACUGUCGUCUAGUUUGUACUCUCAGCUGCCCGACACGAUAGAAACUCAACACGCCAAACAAAUGACAGAUCUACAGAGCGACAAUAAAUAUAAAGAAGCUGGAAGAAAAGACAUGUCUAAAAGUCUGUACUCACAACUGACAGAAACACUGGAGACACAACACGCUAAAGACGCAUAUGAGCUACAGAGUGAGCUGAAGUAUAAGGAAGGACAGCAGUGUGCAUCCAGCUCUCUGUUCUCCACACUGCCCGAGACUCCUGACAUUCAGUUCGCCAGAGAAAUGACGGAGACCGUCAGUGAGAAUAAAUACCGCGAGCAUGGUAAGAAGAGCAUCAGCAGCAGUAUUUACUCUCAACUACCUGAAACGACAGAAACACAAUUCAACAAAAGCAUCAGUGAACUACAGAGUCAGGUGAAAUAUAAAGAAGCGGGUUUGAAGCAGAUGUGCAGUUCUCUGUAUCAUCAGCUGCCUGAAACUCUAGAAACUCAACACGCUAAAGAAGCUUCACAACUCCAGAGUGAGUUGAAGUACCGAGAGGGCCGAGCGUCCGUGAAGGGCAGUAAUUUAUACUCGCUGAUGUCAGAGACGCCUCACAAUGAGUUUAUGAAGCAGCAGAUGGAUCUUCAGAGUGAGGUGAAAUAUAAAUCAGAUCUGAAGGAAAACUCCAGUAAUCUUUAUUCUCUUAUGCCUGAAACACUCGAGACACAGUUCGCCAAACAAACGGCUGACAUGCAGAGUGACGUGAAAUAUAAAGAAGCGGGUUUGAAGCAGAUGUGCAGUUCUCUGUAUCAUCAGCUGCCUGAAACUCUAGAAACUCAACACGCUAAAGAAGCUUCACAACUCCAGAGUGAGGUCGUGUAUAAAGGUGUCGGGAAGAGAGAUUUCUCUGGUUCAUCGUUCACAGCCGUUCCUGAUUCAGCACAGAUGAAGUUUGUUCAGGAGGUUUCUCAAAUACUCAGUGAGAAUAAAUACCGUGAGGAGGGCCGGAAAAACCUCUCGUGCAGUGUUUAUUCUCAGCUGAAAGAAACUCCGGAGACUCAGUUUGUCAAAUCCGUGUCUGAACUGCAGAGUCAGGUGAAAUAUAAGUCGUGUGGUAAACAGCAUGUGAACGGCUCACUGUACUCCACACUGCCAGAGACACUGGACACACAACACGCUAAACACGCCAAUGACAUCAUCAGUGAGGUGAAAUAUAAAGAGGGCAGCAGACAGAGUUUGUGCAGUCCACUGUUCACUCGACUGCCUGAGACACUGCAGACGCAGACGGCCAGAGAGAUCGCAGACGUACAGAGUGAGGUCAGAUAUAAGCAGAAAGAUGAUGCUGUCAGUCUGUAUUCACUGCUGCCUCAGACUGCAGAAACACAGUUGGCCAAACACAUGACUGACAUUCAGAGCGAGAUUCAGUACAAACAGGACGGGAAGAAGGAAGUGGAGAGUAAUCUGUACAGUCUGAUGCCACAGACACUUGAAACGCAACAUGCUAAAGAUGCUUACGAGCUGCAGAGUCACGUGAAAUAUAAAGAGAAGCACAAAACAGACUCAUCCCUGUACGCUCAGCUGUCUGAAACACUGGAGACUCAACACGCCAAACACACGGCACAGAUACAGAGCCAGGUGAAGUAUAAAGAGGAUGUGAUGAAGAAUCUGGCCUCAUCAUUAUACUCACAGAUGGCCGACACACCAGAGAUUCAGAUGAAUAAAGACAUCAGUGCACUGCAGAGUCAGGUGAAGUAUAAGACCGACGGACGGCAGAUCAUGAGUUCUAGUGUUUAUUCACAGCUGACAGAAACUCCAGAGAUUGAGUUUAUAAAGACAGUGACUGAUCUACAGAGUGAUGUGAAAUAUAAAGAAGCGGGUUUGAAGCAGAUGUGCAGUUCUCUGUAUCAUCAGCUGCCUGAAACUCUAGAAACUCAACACGCUAAAGAAGCUUCACAACUCCAGAGUGAGGUGAAGUAUAAAGAGAGCGGGAAGAAAGAAAACUCGUCCUCUCUUUAUUCACGGCUGCCAGAGACUCCACAAACACAACUGGCCAAAGAACUGAGCGAUAUUUACAGUGUGGUCAGAUAUAAAGAGGGCAGUAAGCGAGAGAUCUCGUCGUGUCUUUAUUCACUUCUGCCUGAGACUCUGGAAACACAACACGCCAAACAGCAGUCUGAACAACAGAGUCAGAAUAAUUACAGGAGAGAGACUCAAGCGGAGCUGCCCAACUGUCUGUACUCUCAACUACCAGAAACAAUCCAAACACACUUUGUGAAAGAACUGACGCCACUCAUCAGCGAGAGUAAAUACAGAGAGUCUGGUAAGAAGGAGGCCAGCACGUCUCUCUAUCACACACUAGCAGAAACUAAAGACACUCAACACGCCAGAGACGCGUCAGACAUACAGAGCGAGAUCAAAUAUAAAGCGGGACAGAAGCUGCUGUCAUCCAGUAUUUACUCUCAACUGCCUCAAACACCACAGACAGAGUUUGCUGCCAAAAUCACUGAACUACAGAGUGAUAAUAAAUACAAAGAGGAAGUGAAGAAGAGCAUCUCUAGUUCUGUGUAUUCUCAACUGCCCGAGACGACCGAGACUCAGUUCGCCAGAACCGUGACUGACCUACAGAGCGACAGUAAAUAUAAAGAGGCGUGUGUGAAGGACGUGUCGAGCGCUCUGUACACACUGCUGCCAGAAACACGGGACACACAACAUGCUAAAGAUGUGUCACACAUGCUGAGUGAGAGAAAAUACAAACAAGACGCACAGAAAGAGAUCUCCCACAGUCUGUACUCACUGAUGCCUGAGACUGCCGAAACUCAACACGCCAAACACGUCUCUGAACAUCUGAGCCAGAAUAAAUACAAGCAGCACAAUUCCAGCUGCAUUUACUCACAGCUGCCGCAGACGCAGGAAAUACAGUUUGCCAAGCAGAUGGCCGAACUUCAGAGUGACAAUAAUUACAGGAGAGAGACUCAAGCGGAGCUGCCCAACUGUCUGUACUCUCAACUACCAGAAACAAUCCAAACACACUUUGUGAAAGAAUUGACGCCACUCAUCAGCGAGAAUAAAUAUAAAGAGGAAGGAAAGAAGCAGCUGAAGGACUGUCUGUAUGCACACCUGCCGCAAACCACAGAAACACAACACGCCAAAGAGCUGACACAACUCUACAGUCAGAAGAGCUACAGAGAAUCAGGCAAACAGGAAACACAAUCGUGUCUGUACACUCAGAUGCCACAAACGAUUGACACGGUGUUUGCUAAAGAAGUGUCCAAACAACAGAGUGACAAAGUGUAUAAGGAGAAGUUUAACGCAGAGAAAGGAAAAUCAGAGCACACACACAUGAAGGACCUGCCUGAUGUUACACACGCUAUACAUGUCAACAAACAACAGAGUGAUGUGACGUAUCGCAGAGGAAAAGAUCAACUUCAUAAAUACAGUGAAGUAACAGACAGACCUGAUAUACUGAAUGCCACACAGGCCAGCAAACUCGCCAGUGAUGUGGCCUAUAGGAGUAAGAGUAAAACGGACACGUUUGAAGAGCGCACGCUGCUCGAGCGACCGGACAUAAAACACGCCAAACAAGCAACCAAACUCGCCAGUCAGGUGAAUUACAAGCAGCAGUUUGAGAAAGAUCUGAAAGGACAAAGGCCACAAUACAAUCCAAAAGAGUGUGUGAGCUUCAAACACACACAGACUGCAGCGGCACUGGCCAGUCAGGUGAAAUACAACCAGAGAACAUUUGAAGCGGUCACAGAUUUACCCAACCUGCUUCACCUGGGUCACGCGCUCUACGCCAGCAAACUACAGAGCAAUGUUGAAUACAGGAAGAAGUAUGAGCAGUCAAAGGGGCGGUACCACUUCACUCUGGACACGGCAGAACAGCGCCACCAUAAGGAGAACACAGUGCUGCACAGUCAGGUGAAAUAUAAAGAGGAUUAUGAGAAGAGUCGGGGGAAAUCGCAGCUGGAGUUUGUGGACACUCAGUCUUAUAAAGUGUCUAAAGAAGCUCAGAAGCUGCAGAGCGAGAACGAGUAUCGUAAGGAGUAUGAGAACACUAUUAAAGGCACAGUUCAGCUGGAGGUGGAUCUGACACCUGCGUAUCUCACCGCUCGCAACGCCAGCAGCCUCAUGAAUCAGAAGGAAUACCGUAAGGAUCUGGAGCUGGAGGUGAGGGGUAAAGGCCUGACGGAUCUUGAGGAAACACCUGAACUGCUGCGGGUCAAAAACGCUGGACACAUUCUCAGUGAGAAAGAAUAUCGUAAAGAUCUGGAGCAAGAGAUCAGAGGGAAGAGAUCAGACGUCUCGUCAGACUGUAUGGACAUCCAGAGAGCAAAGAAAGCAUCUGAGAUCAGCAGCGACGUGUCGUACAGACAGUCGUCUCAGCUGAGAGAAUCAUCAUAUGGUACAGUGACAGACACACCUGCACUACUGCACGCCGCGUAUCUGAAAGACAUCUACAGCCAGAAGAAGUAUCGUGGUGAUGCAGAGCGGAUGAAGGUUUCAUGUGCUGCUGGAUCAGACACUCCAGAGAUACAGAGAGUGAAAAACAACCAGCGCAACAUCAGCGCACUGCUGUACACAUGGGACUGUAAGCUGUUGAGAGGUCUGACAUCAUCAGUCACUGACACUCCAGAGAUCAAACUGGCUCGAGAAAACACUAAAAACUUCAGUGACAUUCAGUACAGAGAGUGUGUGGGAUCAGGAACUGCAGUCACACACACACCUGAGAUGGAGAGAGUCCGCAGAAACCAGGAGAAUAUCAGUACUGUGAAAUAUAAGGAUGCAGUAGAUCGGGUUAGUGUGGGUGUGACACCAGAACUGGAGCGAGUCAAACAGAACCAACAGAACAUCAGCUCGGUGCAGUAUCAGCGGGAUUUGCAGGAGGUCAAAGGUCACUCAUGCUCAGAGUUGGAUACACCUGAAAUGAGGCGUGUGCGGCAAUCACAGGACUCUGUUUCCAUGGCGAAGUAUCACGAGGAGUUUGAGCGGACACGGGGUCGAGGUGCCGCCCACACCCUCGAUGAGCAGCACAUGGCCCAUCUCCAUGGAAACCACCAGAUGGGUGGCAGUGAGGGUUACCAUGGCAUCCCACCGCAGGUGGUGGAGAUGGACCGCAGAUCAGCCGGCGCCGCCGAGUUGAAGGUUUGGAGGACUGAUCCGGGAUCAAUCUUUGAUUUUGACCCAGUGGAGGACAAUAUUCAAUCUAAAAGUCUGCGCAGAAUGACGGAGCGUGUGAGUCGUUUGACUCAGCAGCCGUCUGCGCAGUCGGUGCCGUCUCGAGCACCAUCGGAGAGCAGUUCUCUGGCCUCAGAGUUCUGGAGCGGUUCUGUGUACAGCAGCAGUGGUUCUGUUUUGCAGGAGAGAUCCGCUUCAGGUGUUUACCAGCAGGGCGGCGGUCAUCAUCACACCCCUCAUCCUCAUCAGCAGAGUUACAGACACACGCAGCCCAUCCGCAGCGUUCAGUCACCUCCACAAUCUGCUGGCAUGAGGGUGUAUCGAGCGCUGUACGAUUACGCUGCUCAAGAUCACGACGAGGUUUCGUUCCGUGACGGUGACGUGAUCAUAAAUGCUCAGCACAUUGAUGAGGGAUGGAUGUUCGGCACCGUUCAGCGGACGGGAAAGUCCGGCAUGCUUCCUGCCAAUUAUGUGGAAUGUUUCAACUGAGACAUGCCUCUCGUUUAUUAGUAAACGAUUAUUACAUUAUCACACCUGCUUCUGACACACUCAUGUUUUCACACAGUAGUUUAUCUUCCUUUAGCUUCCAUCACCGAAAUGAUUUUUUCUACUGACAUCAGCACAGAUAUCAGCGAGCAUGCAAAGAACAUGACACGUGAGAGAGAUGAUCACACAAGGGUUUAGUAGGAGGAAGUGAUGUCGUGUGUUUGGUCAGAUGUUUAAAUCACAAUGAGUGAAAAGUUAGACUAACAUGACAGUCUACACAUCAACAUAACUUUUUCAUGUGUCAUUUUGGUAGUCAUCAUUAUUAGGCGUGUUAUUACACUUCAACAAAUCAGGUUCAUGUUGGUUUGUGACAUCAUGAAUCAUCUUCUGUAUGUAGAAACUGAGCUCCUUUUCUUUUUGUGUUUUGAUUUUUAAUGUGUGUAGAAUUGUGCUUUAGAAAAGCAAAGUUAUAAGCAGCAUUUGAUGCCUUUUCUGUUCACUACUCAUUUGUGUUUUCUGCAACUCGUCACACUAGUUUGAUUUGCAUGAAGGGCAUGUUAACAGAUCAGCAAAACCUUUUAAUCAGGGUGAACAACACACAGCAUCAUUAUUUCAUCAUGAUAAAAGUGUCCGGUCGCAUCACUGUAUGUCCACUAAAUGACGUCAUUAAUACUCAUAGAAAUAUAUGAGCUCACUUUAUUGUUUUUUCAUCUGCUGAUACAUAAGAGAUGUAGUUGAGGUCAUGUGAUCUAAAGUGACUGUACUUCUCAUUAAUUUAUCUUUUAGCACAUAAACUAAUUGCACGUGGUGACAGGACUGUAAAUAUGGUCUGUAACGUCUCAGUAGAACAUCUUUAUCUCAUAACUUCUGAUUGCACUGAUGCAUAUAGUCCAAAUCAGAGUGUGUGUGUUUCAAAAUAACUUCUGAUCAAUCGAGGAGCUGCAUUUGUAAUUCUACAUCAUAUAAACUUGUGCUAUAGAAGUUAUUCUGGCUUAUGUUUUAAUCACCCUGAAGACACAAAAAUCUGUGUAAUAUAAACUGCAUAAACUCUGAGAGCAGGUGAUGUACAGUAUGUGAGAAAUGCAUGAAAGCAGAUGAAGUGUAAGCUCAUUAUCAGCCGGUUUGAGAGAGAUGUCGCUGUCAGAGAAGACAGAUCAUUUAAAGUGCUGAAGUUUGGCUUUUGGGUUUGUUGUGUUCAACAGGACUAUUGUUCAAGUUAUCACAGGUUUUUUGGUUUGUUUUUGUGUUUUAAGUAUUCUGACAUUACUUCAAAUUAAAAUCCUCUAAAAUCUUCAUCUUUAUUUACCCUCAUCACUGUUUUUCUUAACAUUAUAUUACUUGUAGUGUUUCACUAUUAUGGAAAUAAAAGGCUUUGUCCAGCA